Molecule: messenger RNA, 3078 nt
Organism: Lachancea lanzarotensis
Lineage: Eukaryota; Fungi; Ascomycota; Saccharomycetes; Saccharomycetales; Saccharomycetaceae
Gene: PEP5
Product: LALA0S01e15412g1_1
Exons: 1
Coding region: 1-3078 (1025 amino acids)
Biological process (GO): intracellular protein transport; vacuole organization; endosome organization
Cellular component (GO): endosome; HOPS complex
Molecular function (GO): protein binding; protein-macromolecule adaptor activity
Source: RefSeq, a predicted model, not a curated record
AUGUCAUUUCGCUCAUGGCGUCAAUUCCAUUUCUUCGAGAAUAUCCCGAUUCGGGAUCCUAAGUUGGGCAGCGACAGACCCUUUUUCUCUGAUCCUACAAUAACUGCCGUGUGCCCGGUUUCGAACGAAAGGCUUCUCAUUGCAGUACAGUCGAGACUCUUGCGUUUGGUGAAUCUAUCGACGUUGGAAAUUGAACUAGAAUUCGAAGCGUAUUCUGAAGGUUUCCAAACGACAUACCUGAGCGCAGUACAAGAUAAUCUUAUUCUCAGCGUGGCUGAACAAAUGGGCAAGCCAUGUUCUUUAAAAAUAUGGAAACUGGACAAAAGGCCCAGAAAUGAAUUCGAUUUUCACAGCAGCAUAGAGGUGAAAAAUGGCAAGAACACGUUUCCCUUGUCAGCCAUCGCAGUAUCAAAAGGUGUGGACUGUAUCGCCGUAGGCUUCGUCAACGGAAGGGUAGUAUUGAUACGAGGUGAUAUUUUGCAUGAUCGGGGCUCAAAACAGAGAAUCAUAUACGAAGACCCCAAUAAGGAGCCGAUAACUUCGUUGAUUUUCGACCGUGACAGCCGAAACUGUUUUGCUUCCACGACAUCGGCAUUGCUACUUUUUGACACUUCUGGAAGAAACCAUGGGCAGGCAGACUUGAUUCUAAGUUCUGAAUCCGGGGUUGACAUCAAUUGCAGUUGUUCGAGCAGCGAUGGUCAGGAAUUUAUCUGCUGUUUUGCGAACUCCAUUGAUUUCUACAAACCCACCGGUGAGAAGCGAUCCCUGGCAACUGAUCUGUCCAUGAUCAAAAGAGUAUUCUCAAUUGAUGGAGAUCAUCUGCUCGUUCUAGCCGGGGUACAAGCGUCAAAUACCACCGCCUUGCAUGCUUUCAAGUCUACUGUCCCGAGCAACAGGGUUAUCGUCCUUGACAUUCGAAAUAAGCUGAUCGUCAUGAACAGCUUAGUGAACGGAAAUGUAUUAGAUGUCUUCCCAAUGAGAUUUACGGGAGAUCAAUCAGUGAUGCUACUGACGUCUGAUGGCACGCUGCAUAAAAUCACCGAAAAGUCUAUUACAGAAAGGCUGCAGAUUGUUGAGCAGAAAGAACUUUUUCAGAUAGCUCUUGAUAUUGCCAAACAAAACCGACUGGAAGAUAUCCAGAUCGAGGAAAUCAGGAAAAGGUACGCCGAUUAUCUUUAUAAAUCAGGGUCCAAAGCCGCCGCUAUUGAGCAAUAUCUACAAUGUCUUAACGUCACUGAGACAAGUGAGGUAAUUGCCAAGUUCGGUAUUGAGAGCUCAUCGAGCUCUGAGGACAUAUCAAACUUGUCAUUUUACGUUUUCUCAGUGAUCCAGAAUGAGAUGGGGACCUCCGAUCAUGUAACACUUUACAUCAUAUCUUUGAUAAAGAUGAGGGACGAACAAGGGUUGGAAGAUUUCGUAAAGCACUUCACUAGGAAUGGGAGGUAUUUACAACAGGAAGAACCCGCGCAAAAUUGGAUGGAGGAUGAUGAAUCAUACUACUAUUCUGAUGCAAACCUUUUCGAUCUCGAACUCGUACUAAGAUUACUUCUAGAGUCCGGAUUUGCACUACAGGCUUACAAGAUUGCUAGAAAGUUUUCCAAAAGCCCUGAGGUCGUGGUCGAUAUCUUGAUCGAAAACCUAAAUGAUCCACACUUGGCUCUAAAGUAUACAAAGAGUCUACCAGUUGACGAUACGCUUCGUAUUCUGAUAGCUUUCUCAAAACAGCUUUUAGAGCUCUUACCGAAUGACACGAACGCAUUACUCAUUGAGCUUUUUACAGGAAAAUUCCAGCCCGCAAAAUUGGAGGAUAUGAAUGACGAAAAGCAGCCCUUACACAACGAAGAGAUGGAUCACAAUGUUUUUUACAGUUACAACUCUUUCCUGGACUUCAUGCGAGGCACAGGGAACUCCAAAAAUGCGGAGUUGGAUGUAAGUGUUCCAACCUAUCAUCCACCGAGGCCCGCAUUAAUUUUCACUUCAUUCGUUCAUCAACCUUUCGAGUUUGUUGUGUUCCUCGAGGCUUGCCUGGGUAGCUAUAACGAGUUUGAUGGCUUUGAUCACGACAAGCAGCUUAUCUUGACCACACUAUAUGACGUUUAUCUGUCACUGGCGAAGGAUGACAUUAAAAGCCGUCAAAAAGAGUGGAAAGAGAAAGCCCGCGCUGUAUACCAACAAAGCGUACAGCUGAUAAGGGCAAGUCAGUCUACAAAUGGAACGCUAGCAUCAGAUAAACCAAUUAAACCGGUGGACAAUUCUUUGAUGAUGCUAAUCUCACAAAUUAAUGAGAUUGACUUACCCCAAGAGGAAGAUGAACUCAGCCCUAAAGGUCCGAAGCUCGCAUUCGAUAAAGCCGACUUGGUCUACAAAUUUGAAGCACUGUGUUCAACGAAUGAUGCCAAAACAGCUUUACAGUUUAUCGAACGUUAUGGAGGUCAAGAGCCCGAGCUAUACUCGAUGGGUUUGGCACACUUCGUCGUCGCAAGAACCACGAUGGAAGAGAUCGGAGGCGAAUCCGUCUUCAAGGAAAAAGUUUUGCGGAAAGUUUUGGAUUUAGAUUUAAUGCCCUUGCUGGACAUUUUACAAGUUCUAGGCUCAACCAACGUUGUCACUUUCGGACUUAUUCAAGAUAUACUCAUUGAACACAUCAAAUCUGAGAACCAAGAAAUAAACAAUAACAAGAAGCUCAUCGAGUCUUACGAGCACGAGCUUACUGAGAAGAACGAGAAGCUGAAAUCGUUGACGGAUGAAAAAAAUCCGCUUCAAAUCCAGCUCAAAGACCAGGCCUGUGAUACCUGUCAUUUAAAACUCACUCCACCUAUCUUAUUCUUCAAGUGCAGCCAUCUAUAUCAUCAGAGCUGUUUGAAUGAAACUGAUUCGUCUGCAGGGGACGACCGGCAUUUCCAGUGUCCGCAGUGUAUGGUUGAUUUUGAAACAGCUGCUGGAAUGAAACAAGUGCAGGUAGAUACAAAAACUAAUGCAGAGCUUCUUCGCAUGACGCUGAACGAUGAAUCUAAUGCCAAAGACCGUUUCAAAGUGGUUACAGACUUUAUUGGUAGAGGUGGUGCCGACUCGUCGUAA